Messenger RNA from Colossoma macropomum (tambaqui), 4681 nucleotides. It is a transcript of the gene znf644a, whose product is annotated as zinc finger protein 644a. Gene Ontology annotation, biological process: regulation of transcription by RNA polymerase II. Gene Ontology annotation, molecular function: RNA polymerase II cis-regulatory region sequence-specific DNA binding; DNA-binding transcription factor activity, RNA polymerase II-specific. Gene Ontology annotation, cellular component: nucleus. Lineage: Eukaryota; Metazoa; Chordata; Actinopteri; Characiformes; Serrasalmidae. The record is from RefSeq and is a predicted model, not a curated record.
GAUGCCACCUAUUUGGACCGUUCCACUCCGUGUUUGGGGGACGCCGCCCACAGUGCUGAAUGAAGAUAUACUGUUUGAUCGGCGAUGUAGUGGUCUCAUCCAUGGACCAUCGCGCAAAACAUGGCCGCUUCGCAAUGGAUGGAAGGCUAGAGCGAGGAGAAAUGAAAUGAUUUCGCUUCGGUGGUGUUGUUCUUGGUUUCAGCGGCGGAAAGAAACAGUCCGGAGGCAUGUCUGCUUUGAAGGAGAGCACCAAUGGGGAGGAAAAUGACAACUCCAUGUCAGGAAUCUCGGAGACUCUAAUGAGCGACCAGACAUUCUCUCUUGGAGGAAGUGUAUUAGAACCAUCAAUGCAGUGCUCACGUGAUAACAUGACCCCGAACAAUGACCAAGCAGAUCUCCUGACGCACGUUCGUUUUAUUGAGUCCAUCUGUGCCGAUGGGCCAGCCAAAGCUGCCUACGUAAAUGGAUCAAGUUCACCCAAUAUUUCAGAUGAAAUUCUGUUAGAUAUCUCCAAAAAUGUUCCAGGAUUCCUCCCCAAGUCGUUGCACGCACAAAACUCUACUGUCGCAACCAGCGUCCAAUUUGAAGAAUGUGAUCCACUUAGGAAGGACGGGGAAAUGACGAUAAGACAGAUGUUAACCGCUGAAGAUGUUGAAAAUCGGGGCAUAUGGGGCUUCGACGAAGAGUCUCCAGAGAACUCGUUGGACUGUUAUGACGUUGAGAAUGAUCUGAGCUGGAAUCCCCAGAAAGAGUUCAUGAAGUUCCUGCUGGAGGAUCAUGAUCGUUCUGAAACGGAGGAGAAAACACCCACCGCCUCACCGACUGUUAGCCAUAGAAGGAGGAAGCGUAAAAUGGACAUGGUGGUGAUGGUCGAUCCUUCAGAAGAGCUCUACACAGACUUGAACUUGAAUUCAAAGAACGAUCACUUGGGUGAAGGCAGCCAUAUAGACCACGGCUCUACCAAUAAGGGAGAUUCUCCCUGGAAACGACCCAGGUCUCAUUCGCCGGUAUCUAAAAACUCACAGUACUCAAAUGGAACUGCAGUGGCCUUUAAACAUGUUCUCCCUAAACCAGCAAAAAAUAGGAAGAAUCAAAAGCUGCGAUUUAUUAAAGAUAAUCUGUUAGCAGACCCUAGCUCAGAGGAACCUGUGUUUUUUCCAAGCAAUAGCAAGUUUAAAGAAAAAUCUCAUUCACAGAGGCACACGAAAAACCAUUCAUAUAUUCCAGAUCAAAAGCCAUUCAUAUGCAAAGAGUGUGGAUUGUCGUUUUUUGAUCACAACUCACUUUUAAGACACAUAACUGUUCACAAGAAGAAGAGACAGAAGAUCAAGGGGACAGAUGGACCUAAAGACGAGGGCAAAGAUGCAAGGUUACAGUGUCCGCAGUGCACAUUUGGAACCAACUGCCCUAACACUUUCGUCCAGCAUGCAAAAAGCCAUGAGAAGGACAAGCGCUACUAUCGCUGUCAAAAGUGUAGCUUCGUGGCAAUGAAUGAAAUUGAGAUGAAGGGUCAUAUGCUUUGCAAGCACUGUAUCACUGAUGCUCAGUACAUGACGAUGGGGAAGCAAGAGGGGUUCCAGGAACAGAAAAUUGGUGCAUCUGAUAGUAAUGCUGCAACUUCAUAUCCAGUCUCAUUCUCCUGUAAAUUGUGUUCUUUCAAAACGAAGAACAAGAACAUCCUUAGGAAUCAUUUCGAGAUGUUACAUCCUCACAUUUUUGCCGAAGAUUUGGAAGAAGACAUACAUUUCACAUACAGUUCAGAAAGUAUUGACCAUGUUUCAUCUCCGUGCAAGUUGCCCAGUGUAGGUUCACAAUCACCGGGUAGAAAAACCCAGCAACUCCCGUCUGAGGACUCGAGGAAGAAAGAGAGCCCCAGGUCGAACGAUGUACCCAGUCUAGUACGAUCAGAGAAAACAAAACGAAAGGACACGGCAAAUGAUAAAUCGCCCAAAAAGACGUCUAGACUUGACAAGUCGAUUAACACGCUUCUAUCCCGGAAAAGACGAAGGACCUCAGAAAAUGACACUAAUCAAAAAACUGACAGAAAGAACGAUAAGAGCCUGGAUGUUGGCAAAUGCGGCAGUGACAAUUCACUGUCUGGAAAGGACGGGCCUAAAUCCUCUUCCAAGUGCAAGGGGGAACUGUUUGCACUUAAGGAGAGGGGCUCAGCAAGCACUUUGAAAUGUGAUGGUGGAACGUGCCAAGAAGUCAGCAAUAACAAAGACGGUUCCCGAGAAGAGAAGUUGAGCUCCAAGUACAGACAUUUAACUUUGGUCAAGGCUUCUUUAAAGAAGUCUCCUUCCAAAAGGAAAAUGUCCACUCCAUUUCAUAACAUGCGAGGGCAAGACAUACUUAUUGACUUUCCCAAAUGCAGGCAAAAUUUGAAGAAAAAGGAAGCAGCCCAAAAGCGCAAGGAUGUGGGCAGCGAGGACGGUUUUAUGCACGACUCUACCCCCAACUCCAACUUUCACCUCACCGAGAAAUGUGAUGUCAAAGACGGUUUACAUAUCAACAGCCAAUUUUUACGCAAACGCCCAUCUCCUAUGAAGGGAAGUCCGCGUACCUCGAGCGGUCACUCCGAGAAAGACCCGGAUUCCCUGCGGACAUUUCUGAUCAAAGAAGAAUGCAUGGAGACAGAAGUAUAUGACAGUACUUCUGAAUCAGGUUCAGCAGUGAAAAAUGAGGCCAGUACAGACUUUGAGAUGGACCUGAAGUCUUGCCCUUACUGCCCUGCUGAGUUUCAGUCGGGCAUUAGUCUUUCCAACCACAUACGAGGGCAUUUGCACAGGGACAGGGUGAGUCUGGGCUGUAAUGAACGGCAUGGUGCAUCAAUGGCUCGGGUGACUUCCCCUAAUAAAGUGCCUCAGGUUCGGCGAAGAAUGACUGCAGUACCUCAAAUUAAAACAGAGAAGAACUUUUCAGAGUCUGAGCAGCUGACGAAGCUCACCUGUCCGCUGUGUAGGGAAUGGUUCGACACGAGAACCGGAUUGUCGAACCAUGUCCGGGGUCAUCUGAAGAGACUCCUCGGAAAGGCAUCUGCGGCUGCGAACAAAUCACCUGUAAAUGCACUUAAGGAACUGAUGCGUGACAAGAAGCAGUUCCACUUGAAAUUACAGUCUCUGGAAAGGAAAUGCCGUGCUUCAAAUCGAUUAUUUCCUUUUAGAAUAAGUAAUGGCCUCGUCUACUCCACUGCGAAAGUGCAGCGCUUUGCACAAAGUGGAAAACGACCUGGACAGAUUUCCUGUCACUCAGGAGAGGACAAGAAAAGGACAGAGAUUAAAGAUGUGAUGAAGGGAUCGCCGUCCAGUGAUCUGAUAGGAAUUUUGAAAAAGAGACGAGCUCAUGAAGAGGCUAAGGCCAAAACCUCGUUCCAGACAGCAAGGAAGGCUCUUCUUUUGUCACCAGUUAAAGAUCGUGGUCCAGCACUACAACAAUGUAAAGCACUGCCAAACUCAAUAUCAGAGAAAAUUGAACACAACAGAAAAGUCUGUGCUCACUGUAACACAACUUUCCACAGUGGAGUUAGCCUCUCCAAUCAUUUGCGGGCAUACGCACGUAGAAAAAGAAACGCACUUAUGGAAGGAACAACGUACGACUGUAAACAGAGGAAGCAGAGAUCAAAGAAAAAGACUUACCCAUUGCUACACACUUCAGAGGAAAUAUACAGACUCACGUGCAGGUUUUGUGAUCUAGUCUUCCAGGGCCCUCUGUCCGUGCAGGAGGACUGGGUGAAGCAUUUACAGAGACACAUAAUGAACACAGCUGUACCACGCACAGGCGCCGGCAUGGUGGAGGUGACCUGCUUCCCUAAGGAGCCCAGCUCAGACACAGACGCGCAGGCCAAGCCAUCCUCCUGAGCCCGGCAAACACAGCCGAUCUGUCAUUGGUCCGUGAAAUGUAAUGUAUUUGUAAAUGAUUUUACCUACUCCCCCCUCCCCUCCCACGAGUUUGUAUGAUUUUGAAUACCGAUGAAUUUGAAUUUUCACACUUAGACGCACAGCGACGUUCAGCCCUUAAACACGACUGUCUUUUUAUAUUGUUGCAUCGUCCUGGUAUUUUAUACGACUCAUUAAUAAUAGCGCUCAUGGUGGGUGAACGUUUCGAGAUUUCAACGGAGACCAACACCAAAAGACAACUGUUUACCUCAGACCUUCUCCAGGUGGGUUUUAUUUAAAGGAACUGCAAGUAGACUCUACAAAACCUGAAAUAACUGUAAGACUUUUAUCACGGUUCUUUUUCUUUUUAUCGAUUUCCAACCAAGUUAUACCUUUUUGUCCUCACACUUGUUGAUCAUAUAUGGUGCAAAUGUAUAGGAAAAAAAUAGUAGAUAUAUUUACUUAUUGAAUUUUUUGAUCCAUAACAUACAAUUUAUGUUGAACAGAACUGGCCUGUCACUAUUUAGAGACUUAAACCGAUUUCUAUAGUAUGCGUGUCACGACUUCAUUGCUACACCUUUCGGUUUUGGGUCGCCUCAUCCCGUCACCUCAUUUCGACUAUCAUACACAAACCUGAAGUGUAUAGUUUUGUCAUUUGUGCUGGAAAAAAAAAGAACCAUUAACUGUUACUUAUAUUUGCAGUUAUUUUUACUGUUAUUUUUGUUAUAAACAUUUUUAAAUAAUUUAUGUCAAUGUAAAUCUUGAACGAUUUUGUCGUGCAGAAUAAAAAAAGGUUCUGUCUCUUU